This is a messenger RNA of Ricinus communis (castor bean), 2264 nucleotides long. RefSeq lists its product as uncharacterized. The coding region runs from base 463 to 1953 and encodes 496 amino acids. NCBI's taxonomy places the organism in Eukaryota, Viridiplantae, Streptophyta, Magnoliopsida, Malpighiales, Euphorbiaceae. Gene Ontology annotation, molecular function: glycosyltransferase activity. The record is from RefSeq and is a predicted model, not a curated record. The transcript has a single exon.
CAACUCUCCAACUUUCUUUUUAGAAUUUUAUCUUUCAAAUUAAAAUCUUAUCAUCUUUUAAAAAAAAUGUUAAGGAAAAACGGUGGGCAUGAAAUUUCUUCAUAAAUUUUUUGACCCGCCCAAAUAUGAGAGGCCUCCAAAGUUCGAAUUAAUGAUUCUAUUCGAAACCAGUUCAAUCCGACCCAGAGCCCAAUUGUGGUAUUCUUUCUCCGCAACUGCAAGUUACAAUAUCUUCUAGCUCUUCAACCAUGGCAUAGCAAUGAUUUCAAGUUUUUGUGAGCAAUCUUUCUGAUUUUCUACUUCAACUAGGAAAUGAUAAUGAUAGUUCUUUAAUUGUCAAAUCCUCAUCUCCAGCAAUGGUAUUCUUUAUUUCCCUAACGAUCUCUCUUCUCUUAAAGCUGUAACUUUUUCUUUUCUUUUCUUUUUUUUUUUUUUUUUUUUGUUUGUUGAAUCUAUCUCAGUAUGGAUUCCCAUGAUUAUAACCCUUCACAAUCCAGUAAAACCAGCAAAUUCGCCCUAAAGCCAAGAGCCUUUUUGUUUUACUUAUUAUCAAUACUAGUUCUCUUUUUAGCAAUCUCAUUUAGUUUUACCAGAACAAACUGCAUUAGAAUCCACCACCUAAGAUCAGUCCUCACAUCAAAUCCCAACGCUCUUCAGAAAAUUCUAGGCUUUGUUAAUCAAUUCCAGAAACCCACCAAAACCCUAAUACCAAAUCCCAUUUCUGUUCCUUCCCGUUGUGUUUUAUGGAUGGCCCCUUUCCUUUCAGGUGGUGGGUAUAGCUCAGAAGCUUGGUCUUAUAUGUUAGCUCUUAAUGAACACACGAAAGUACCCAGCUUUAGGUUAAAGGUUGAGCAACAUGGUGAUUUAGAAUCUAUUGAAUUUUGGGAGGGUUUGCCUCUUCAUAUCAAGCAGUUGGCUUUUAACCUUCACGAAACCAAAUGUAGAAUGAAUGAGACCAUUGUAUUGUGUCAUAGUGAGCCUGGUGCUUGGUAUCCACCAUUGUUUCAAACCUUGCCUUGUCCACCAACUGGUUAUAAUGGUUAUAUGUCUGUAAUUGGUAGAACAAUGUUUGAAACUGAUAGAGUGAAUGUUGAACAUGUUAGGCGAUGUAAUCAAAUGGAUUAUAUUUGGGUUCCUACUGAGUUUCAUGUAUCGACAUUUAUAAAGAGUGGGGUUGAUGCAUCUAAGGUUGUGAAAAUUGGUCAGCCUAUUGAUGUGGAGUUUUUUGAUCCAACCAAUUAUACACCAUUACAUCUUUCCUCAAUUGGGGAUUUGGUUUUAGGUGCCAGAAAAAAGGGUUCUGAUUUGAAAAGGGAAUUUAUUUUCUUGAGUGUGUUUAAGUGGGAGUAUAGGAAAGGAUGGGAUGUGUUGCUGAAAGCAUACCUGAAAGAGUUCUCUGGGAUUGAUGAAGUUGCUUUAUAUUUGUUAACAAAUCCAUAUCACUCUGAUAGUGAUUUUGGGAAUAAGAUUUUGGAGUUUCUGGGGACUUCCAAAAUAGAAAAACCAGGAGAGUCUUGGCCUGCUAUCUAUGUUAUUGAUACCCACAUAGCUCAGAUUGAUUUGCCAAGAAUGUAUAAAGCAGCCAAUGCAUUUGUUCUUCCAUCAAGAGGAGAAGGGUGGGGGAGGCCUAUUGUGGAGGCCAUGUCUAUGUCUUUGCCUGUCAUUGCAACAAAUUGGUCUGGGCCACUGGAGUAUCUCACCGAAGAGAAUAGCUAUCCAUUGCCAGUUGAUAGACUGUCCGAAGUUAUGGAAGGGCCAUUCAAAGGGCAUCUCUGGGCUGAACCUUCUGUUGAUAAACUUCAACAUCUAAUGAGGCAUGUAACGGCUAAUGUUGAGGAAGCUCAGGCGAAAGCAAGGCAGGCUAGGGAAGACAUGAUUACAAGGUUUUCUCCUCAGGUUGUUGCAGGAGUUGUCACCAACCAAUUAAAAAAUAUACUUGAUACAAUGGUUUGAAAGUUGCGGGUCUUUCUUUUUUUUUUUUCAUUUGGGAGGUUAUGUAAAUGAUAUAACACGGCCAUAAUUGGAGUUUGCUAUUUUGCAAGAGGUUAAAGCUCCUGCAUUCAGAAAUCAACAUUGGCAGUCUGUUAUGAGCGAACAUGUCCUGAAGUAUUGACAGAAUUUCAUAGAGUUCCAGUCCAGUUUGAUACAAAUAUAACUGGUCAAUUGUGGUACGGUAUCUUUUUGUGUGUUCGAACAAUUUUGUCUACUAAGAAUUUAUACAACUGGAGAUGUUUUAGAAUGAAGCUUGAACUCCGGCUUUCAAA